AACCCACUGUUAGUUAAGACUUUGCAGAAAAGACACAUAUUUGACCUGCCGGCGAGUCAUGUGCAAUUGCAGAAAACUUGUCGUCGAUUCACUGAUGAGCUCCUUGCUCAACGAGCCAGUAUGUUUGAUAAAGAGGGGAAAUUCCCAACGGAUGCAGUUCGACAAAUCGGUCAACUGGGCCUUAUGAGCAUGCUUGUUCCGGAGGAAUACGGUGGUUCCGGAAUGAAUUACCUGGCCUACGUUAUCGCGCUGGAAGAGAUCAGCCGAGGCUGUGCGUCUGUUGGCUGUAUCAUGUCUGUGCAGAACUCGUUAUUUUUCACUCCGCUGUUGAAGUAUGGAUCCUCGGCACAGAUCAAUGCCUACUUGGGACCAUUUCUGACUGGUGAAAAACUCGGCUGUUUUGCCCUUUCAGAGCCCGGGAAUGGAAGUGAUGCGGGUGCGGCAUCCACAAUGGCCAAACGUGAAGACAGUAGUUGGAUGCUAAAUGGAACCAAGGUUAGAAAAAUUUUGUACAAGUAG
Molecule: messenger RNA, 519 nt
Organism: Echinostoma caproni
Lineage: Eukaryota; Metazoa; Platyhelminthes; Trematoda; Plagiorchiida; Echinostomatidae
Source: the annotation of a GenBank genome assembly